Molecule: messenger RNA, 2991 nt
Organism: Pseudomyrmex gracilis
Lineage: Eukaryota; Metazoa; Arthropoda; Insecta; Hymenoptera; Formicidae
Product: sorting nexin-14-like
Exons: 9
Coding region: 23-2644 (873 amino acids)
Biological process (GO): autophagosome maturation
Cellular component (GO): late endosome
Molecular function (GO): phosphatidylinositol binding
Source: RefSeq, a predicted model, not a curated record
UCUCAUUUAACGUUCCGAGGAAAUGCUCGAUUUAUACUUUUUUAGCGUAGUUACAGCUGUCGUCAGUUUGCUCAUCGUAUUCAUUGUAUUUGCAUUUAAGAGCAUUGUAUGGGUGUUUAUUGUGACGAGUAUUUACGCAAUCGCCUGUUUUUACGCGAUUCCGUUGCUGCAAAGUGUCGAUAGCUUGUUGACGAGAUUCAAUAUCGUAAAUGGCAAGUUCAUCGCGAGGUACGAGAUCAAGAAUUCGUGCAGCGUCUGCAGCAACAACACCUGCACGAGGCACAAGUUAUUGCCGCAUUCAACGAAGGUCAAGGUUCCCAAAGACUUCGACCUCGCGCUAGAACAGCUUUUGGAAAAGAUACUGCAAAUUUACGUCUGCGCGUGGUACUCGGAUUUUUCAACGAAUAAGGCUUUCAUACAACAGCUGCGUCUAGCUAUAACGACCGCGGCAAAAAAUAUUGCCAUACGAUUGCUACGCGCGGACAUAGGGACUAUCAUAUUUUGUGAUUUGAUUCCUCUGGCUAUACAACACGCUCAAGAUUGGAAUGUGCUCGUUAAGAAAUCAAAGUCUGAAAUUAGAAUGCCGCAGGAUUACAUCGGCAGUUACCUGAGCUCGAAAAUUCAUCCGGCAGCUUUCUCGAGGAAGGCUGAGUUGAACUAUUUGCGCGGACUGGCCACCGCACUGCUGCCGCAUUUGUUACCCGCCAUACAUGUUUCGGCAAACAACAAAGUAAUACUUCGAGAAAUUUUGGCAAACUGGGUGUUGUUACCAGCAAUCGACGCACUUGCCGAUCCAGAAAAUAUAAACAUGCUAGUAAACUUGUCCACUCAUCGCGAUACCUCUUUGUCUGAUGCCGCGGAGAGUGUCAAUGUACCAAUGUUGCAGUCCUGGGUGACGCUUCCAGCGAUGCAUUCGCACAUCACACAAAAUUAUUUCAAACCGUCGUUGACUGAGGUCUUGAACGAUCCCGAACUGUUGUACAUGUUUAUGCAACACAUUAAAGAGACAGGACCCAUGAAUCUUCUUCAAUUUUGUUUGGAUAUUGAUGAUCUGAGUAAACAUAUGCUGAAUCCGGAAAUGACGUCAAGCGCUGAGAAAAGCUUGUAUGUAGACGUUCAGAAUAUGUACACGGUUUAUCUUGAUCCCGACGGUCCGGAAUAUCUGUAUUUGCCGCUACACAUAUCGAAAGGCAUACAACAAAUAUUGGAAGGUGGGCCAGAAAAAAUUCAAGAGCUACGAACGUCACGACCGUUCUACCAAGCUCACCAAGAAGCUCAUGCACUCCUCGAAAGCACUUGUCUACCGUCAUUCCAUCACAGCUAUCAGCUGUAUAAACGCUUGUGCGGUCGUUUAGUGUCGGAGCAAACAAAAGCGAAUGCGACGAGAACUAUCGCAGCCAAUGCGAGCGGAGGCGCUUUGACUCUUGUACGAUCCAACAAUCAACCGAGCAAAAUGGACGGGAUUCUACGCACAACCACAAUGGACGGUGCUCCGUUUCAACUACAGGAUUAUCCGGUCGAGGAAGUAGAUUGCACCGCUCGAGCGUAUAAUGAAAUCAAAGGCUUCAAGAGUCGUCGUGAUUUAACGACGUGGCGUGUUGCCGUCCCACACGUGGACGGCGGCGGCACGCAACCAGUUUACAUGAUUGCCAUCCACAGCGUAGCGGAGGCCAAGUCGUGGACGGUUUUGCGACAAGAUCAAGAUUUCUACGCGCUGCGAACGCGACUCGCCGAGUUCCACGGCGAUAAGGAGCUGAGCGAUUCGCCGUUACCGUCGCGCAAAAACCCCCAUUUACCUCUUACCGCUAACCGCCAGCGUUACGAGGAGUUUUUGCAGAAGUUGCUGUCCAAGCCGAUGCUGAGGAGCAGCGAGCUCCUCUACACCUUUCUGACGACGCCGCACUUGAAACCGUACUUCGCGAACUACAGCACGCCCGACAUCGGCAUUCUGUAUCAGAGCAUGGCUUACAAAUUGCGCAAGGAAAAGGGACAGCAUCUCGACAAGUUUAUGAGCACGUUUCUGGCGUCCACGAACACGAAAUACGAGCAUAUGGACGUGGGCGUCGAACCGUCGAGCGAUCACGAUCUCGACGUGAAGAGCAAAGGCAGAAAGCUCAUGGACGGUGUAUUUGGCAAUAAUCUGGAUCUACCCACUGCUUUUCAGAAUUUUCCGUGCAACUUGCCGCAGCGUGAUCACGUAAGGGGUGCGAGUUUGUGCAUUAUGGAAGCUGUGGAUGGUUUGCUGAACGUGCCCUCGAUCAUCUCGCGACUCUUCUGGGUGUUCGCUUCUUUGUCGCGUAAGAAACUGGAUCCUAUUGUUAACGCGAUGUUUUACAACAUGCUGAUUAAGCUUCUGAGCGGCGGUCGCGCCUCUAUUGUCGUCAAACUCCUACACGCAAAAAUAGUAGGCGGGAAUUACGUGAAGGACUUUUCUUCGCAAGACAAAUGUCGCGAUUACUGUAAGACUGCCAAAGAAGGAUUGUAUUCCUUGUUACCAUGGUGGCUAAUAGGACUGUCCAAGCCUUGGAACAAGCUGAUGGAUUCUCUGUUGGAUCCCCUGCAAAAUGCGCCCUUCAACAAACAUCUGGCAUACUUUUUGCUUGAUCAUCUCUUGGUGAAUCUUUUUCCGGAAGUGCCGGCAUAAAAGGAAAAGAAAACACACAAUACACACAUAGAAAUGUACAUAAACAUUUUUUUACACAAGGUGUCCGAAAGCUACCGGAAAAUAUUUCAACUUCUUUGGAACGUUCUGAGAUCUCCGUCGUGGCCAGAGGUUGAGUAACUUUAACGAUCCUUAAUCGCUCGUAAUUUAAAAGCUAUUGUAUAUAGUCUCUUUACUUUCCCAUUGAAAUUUCGUUUUGGAACGUGCCAAAGAAUCUACCGAAAUAUUUUUCGGUAGGUUUUUUUAGGAAACACCUUGUACACUACAUAGAUGUAAAGUGCAUGUAUAUAACGUAAAGAGGUUUUCUUAAAUAAAGAUUUUUAUCAAGA